Messenger RNA from Syngnathus acus (greater pipefish), 2380 nucleotides. It is a transcript of the gene noctb, whose product is annotated as nocturnin b. Gene Ontology annotation, molecular function: poly(A)-specific ribonuclease activity. Gene Ontology annotation, biological process: circadian rhythm. The coding region runs from base 980 to 2314 and encodes 444 amino acids. The transcript has 5 exons. NCBI's taxonomy places the organism in Eukaryota, Metazoa, Chordata, Actinopteri, Syngnathiformes, Syngnathidae. The record is from RefSeq and is a predicted model, not a curated record.
UCUCUCGCUCUCUCCGUCUGUUUCUCUCUCGCUCUCUCUCCCUUUGAAUAAGGGUAGACGUUGCAUGUGUCGUGACUUGAUGCUGGUGCGCACAGACAUGAGUCAUCGUUCGUAGGCCACGAGAAGCUUCUGUUCUGUUUGACCGUGCUGCAUCAUAGCAUUUAACACUGAGAGCAUGUCCUCUACGAGAGGAUUCAUUCAGGUGGCAGAGCAAAAUAUUUCCAAGUAUGUUAUCUUAGGAACCCGCUUACGAAAACCAGUCUUCUGUUAUCAGAAUCUAGCAGCAUAGCUUUAGCUCUGAUAAGCUCUCGUUCUAAAGUGUGAUCUGUAAAUGAGCAAUGAGCAUAGUGCAAUGUGCAGUGUACAUUUCCCAACCUGUUGAAUUUGCAAGAAUUUUACUUUUUAUUACUUAUUACUUUACUUUUUACGUCUUUUUAUUUUGGCAGUUCUGCAAAACUGUCCAUUUUCUAUUUUGGCACUGGUCCAUCUUCACAGAAUACUGUACUGGUCAUCUUGUCGUGGAAAAGUAAAUGUGAGAAAUGACGCUUGUGAAACCACAACUAGGAGGUGUUGCUGCAUGCUUACAGUGAAAGACAUUGCUUAACUCCAGGGAGGCACACACACGCACAUACCCUACACACAACGGUUGCUAUGUGACAUUGCAGAAAUCAGUUAGCUUUUGGCGUGUCACCAAUGGGUAUUAAUUCAUGUGAAAGGCUACCAGUUUCAAAUUAUGAGAGAAAUUCACAGUGUCCCAUCAUCUGUAAGUUAUUUUUAGAGCAGGUUCAUGGGCUGCUCGGGUGGUCCUUAAGGGCUACCUGGUGCUCACGGGGAGCACGUUGGUGUCCCUUUAGUUCACACUGUGUUAAUGUUCCCCUGAUGGUGCCAAAUGCACCAUUGUGUGUGCGUCAGAGUGUUGUGAUAGAGGAGCACUCUGCUCACACACUGCCUCAGGGCACAUGACCUCACAUAGUUCUUAAUGGGCGGGAUGCCGUCAGAUUCUCCUUCUGCCAUAAAGUGGCUUUAUAAGCUGCGGGAAGCACAGCUCAACGUGAGAUAUUUGCUUACACUCACGGAAAUCACAUCGGUCGCUUUCAUCUUCAUCGAGCACGCAGCGGACAUAGUGAUGCAGACAUUGAGAUACCCAAUGGGUGGCAGAGCCACCAGGUUGUACAGCGCUUUGGCCCACACCAUAAGCAGCAGCGAUGCCAGCAGCCAUCGUGUUCCCCUCCCUCUGACCCACUUGGACCCUUACCAGCCAGCGGACGCAACCCUGGAUCCUGAUUUCUGCCAGGAGCAAAAUGGGUCCCCAUUGAGUCCCCUCAAUGCAGCCGAGGUUAUGAGGCAGUGCGAGGUGGCACUCGGUGAUGGAGCGCCACGCUUCCACAGGAAUUUCAUUCGACAUUCGAAUGGCAACGGCCACAGCAUCCGGGUGAUGCAGUGGAACAUUCUGGCCCAAGCUCUCGGCGAAGGACUUGACAGUUUUGUGCUGUGUCCUCCGGAGGCACUCAGCUGGUCCCGAAGGAAGUACCUCAUCUUAGACGAGAUCCUGACCUACCGACCUCACAUCCUGUGUCUGCAGGAGGUGGACCACUACUUCGACACCCUGCAGCCAGUUCUAGGCCGUCUGGGUUACAGCAGCAGGUUCUGCCCGAAGCCCUGGUCGCCGUGUCUGGAUGUAGAGGGCAACAACGGCCCUGAUGGCUGUGCGCUCUUCUUUGAUGAGUCACGCUUCGAGUUUUUGGAUUGCGUCAGUUUACGGCUUUCUGCCAUGAUGAUUCCAACCAAUCAGGUUGCUUUGGUGAUGAUACUGCGUUGCCGAAGCUCAAGGAAGUGCGUGUGCGUAGCCGUGACCCACCUGAAGGCCCGCUCCGGCUGGGAGUGGCUCCGCAGUUCCCAGGGGUCGGACCUCCUGCGUCAAGUCCAAAAUGUGGUCCAAAAACAUGCGGCAAAAACAUCGGAAGACUCAGAUUUUCACAUCCCAUUGCUCAUAUGCGGGGAUUUCAACGCAGUCCCAACUGAGGAGGUGUACUGUCGCUUUAUGUCUUCUCCUCUUGGCUUGGACUCGGCUUACAAGAAACUCAGCCACGAUUGUUUGACUGAGCCCCAGUACACAACGUGGAAAAUUCGCCCGACGGGUGAAUGCUGCACCACUCUGGAUUAUAUUUGGUAUAGUCAGGACAUGCUGAGAGUGGAUGCCCUCUUGGACAUGCCAUCAGAGGAAGAGAUUGGCCCUAACAGGCUUCCGUCCUUCAGCUAUCCUUCAGACCACCUCUCUCUGGUUUGUGACUUCAGCUUUAAGGAGGACGAGUGACUGUGGACAUAUAACGUCAUCGUUGGCUUGUGAACCUGUGCAACAACAAUGAGGAAGGAAAGAAAA